GAAAUAGCGACCACAUUUUAGGCUCAAUGUGCACUGAAAUGCACGUAUAUUAAAAGGUUUUAGCUUAAAAUAAUUGUGAGGUCACACAUGUGUGCAUUUCAGCUCCCCAACUUCGCCAUAUUACCCAAGAUGUAGUGGAUAUUUACAGAGUUUGUUCAAACCAACGUCCCCUCUGUUCUCCCUUUAAAGUGGUCCGCUCCCUCCUGGUGCCAUGUUGGAUGUGCGCAUCGAUGCUGCAGCUACUGGAGUUUCCGAAUGAAAGUUUGGCGUUUUCUCAUCCACAGACACUUAGCGAGUUCUCGGUUUCACAGUAACCACUAAACGGGGAAGUUAAGGUGUUUGCCUAAACAGGAUAAAGCCUCGGGAACAUCUCCUGUCUUUCGCCUCCUCCGCCCUCCUGCCCGGAGUCGGACUGAGCGGAGAUGAUCCGGUUGCAGGCCACAGCAACCGGAGCCCGCAUGGAUUUUGUGUAAUUAGCAGCGUUUGCCGAACCCUUUCUGGGGAUAACCGCACCAAUUCGGGUUAAAGUUGAAGAUUUCGGAGCCAUGAACAGCCACCCGCCGCCCCGCAGGUCUGUGAACGUCGGCUCGCUGCUCCUGACCCCGCAGGAGAACGAGUGCCUGUUCAGCUACCUGGGCAGGAAAUGCGCCACCCUAUGUUCGGCGGUGGUCCAGGUGUACGGCGCCGACCGUAGCUGUAACUGGGUGAAGAGGUGUUGUGGAGUGGCCUGCUUGGUCAAAGACAACCCCCAGAGGUCCUACUUUAUCAGAGUGUUUGACAUCAAGGAAGGAAAGACAAUGUUUGAACAGGAACUGUACCACAACUUCUGCAUCAGCAGCUCCAGAUCCUACUUCAUCUCAUUUGCAGGAGAUACAUGUCAGAUUGGUCUGAAUUUUGCUAGUGAAGAAGAGGCAAAGCGAUUCAGAGUCACAAUCAAUGACCUGCUCAACCGACGACAGCGGAAAACAGAGAAAAGAGGAGACCCUAAAAAUGGUCCAGCUCUGCCCAUGGCCACAGUUGACAUCAAGAACCCAGAGAUCAACAAUGUCAGAUUCCACAACUCCCACGGCCACCAGCAGCCGUACCACAUCAACAACAUGCUGAGCCACGGCGGCCUUACCCGGAAGGACAAGAAGACCAAAGGCAAGAAGAAGAAGCUGACUAAAGCUGACAUUGGCACACCCAGCAACUUCCAGCACAUCGGUCACGUGGGCUGGGACCCUAACACAGGUUUUGAUCUGAACAACCUUGACCCCGAACUGAAGAACCUGUUCGACAUGUGCGGCAUCUCCGAGGCUCAGCUGAAGGACAGAGAGACAUCCAAGGUUAUCUACGACUUCAUUGAGAAGAAGGGAGGAGUGGAGGCUGUGAAGAACGAGCUGAGGAGGCAGGCACCUCCUCCACCUCCCUCUCGCGGCGGCCCACCUCCUCCUCCUCCUCCUCCCCUGCACAACUCUGCUCCUCCACCCCCGCCUCCACCAUCCAGAGGUGGCCGAGGAGCCCCUCCUCCCCCUCCUCCAUCCAGAGCCCCUGCUUCAGCUCCUCCUCCCCCGCCUCCCUCCAGACCAGGAACUCUGGGCGCUCCGCCUCCACCACCUCCUCCUACCAGAGGAGGUCACCAGCCUCCUCCCCCUCCCCACCACCACCACCAUCACCAGCCUCCCCCUCCUCCUCCUCCUGCUCCAGCCUCCUCACAUUCCUCCGUCGCCCCUCAGGCUCCGCCACCUCCACCUCCCUCACAUCUGUCUCCAGCAAGCAGUGCCCCUGCACCACCUCCUCCCCCUCCUCCUCCACCACCCCCACCUGGCCCUCCUCCCCCUCCAGAGUUGGACAGUGUCAGUGGAGGCGGAGACUCGCCUCAGUCACCAACCCCAGGUGGAAAGUCGGCGCUGCUGGAGCAGAUCAGAGGAGGAACCCAGCUGAAGAAAGUGGAGCAGAACAACCGAGCACCGGUGUCCAACACAGGACGAGACGCCCUACUGGACCAGAUCAGACAGGGAAUCCAGCUCAAGACAGUGUCGGAUUCAGAGUCCGGCCCUCCAACACCAGCUCCAGCUGCAGGUAUUGUCGGUGCUCUCAUGGAAGUGAUGCAGAGGAGGAAAAAAGCCAUCCAUUCCUCAGACGAAGACGAGGAUGACGACGAAGACGAGGACUUUGAGGACGACGACGAGUGGGAGGACUAGUAAAAGAUUCCUUCCAGUCCACCCCCCUACCCCACAUACCACUGACACAAAAAUAUCUCCUUAAACUCUUCCAGAAUCUGACUAAAAUUAUAAUGUAAAUGUUGUAUGAAUUUGCUGUAUAUUUAUUUUUGCCUUUUUUUUUUUUUUUUGCCUUUAUUUUAUAAUUAUUCUAAUUACUCUGUGCAAUACCUCUUCCGUUAAAUCCAUUCCAUCCACUACACAUCGUCAUGGUCCCAGCUCCUCCACUUCCCUACGUCAUUAAAAGAGCGCUUACAGUCAUCAGCCUGUCAUCAGCACAAUGCGGAGCCAGCUACAUUUCAUCAUCAUAAUCAAUACUCCACUGAGAAGAGUUCUUGUGUACUAUUUGGGAAAUGUUUUCAUUUGUUCUCUUCUUCAUUCCUUCUUCAAGAAACUUAAAAAAGGGAGAAUUAAGUGUGUACAAACAGGCAGGAUCCUCUUUGUGUUUGUUAGUGGUUGAUUUAAAUGCAAAGAUAACACUAUUUUCUUACCACGCUUCUUUUCAUACCAUCACCUUUCCUACUAAAUCUUAGUUUAGUUGUUAUUUUUUUUGUUUUCAUAAAGACAUGCAAUGACCAAAAUGUGGCGGCACGGCUGCCUCACACGGAUCUUUUAAGUUUUUUUGUAAUUAAAGUCGUUCAUUUGCACACAG
This is a messenger RNA of Mugil cephalus (flathead mullet), 2853 nucleotides long. RefSeq names its product WASP like actin nucleation promoting factor a (gene wasla). The record is from RefSeq and is a predicted model, not a curated record. NCBI's taxonomy places the organism in Eukaryota, Metazoa, Chordata, Actinopteri, Mugiliformes, Mugilidae. Gene Ontology annotation, cellular component: plasma membrane. Gene Ontology annotation, molecular function: actin binding; small GTPase binding. The coding region runs from base 546 to 2183 and encodes 545 amino acids. The transcript has 11 exons. Gene Ontology annotation, biological process: regulation of Rho protein signal transduction; actin filament organization.